AUGCGGUCUAAGGUGACGAACGAAAAUACUUGGGAGACAAAAUGGACUACAGAAUCGUCACAGAGUGGUAGAAAACUGCGACGGACGACGAAAAAAACGGAUUCUUCGGGAUUGAAAUUGUCAAAGCCUUCCAGGGGAAAUACGGCACGAGAGAGAACUCUCAGAAGACUGGAAAGCAACGAACGGGAACGUAUGCGAAUGCACAGCUUGAAUGAUGCAUUUCAGUCUUUACGCGAAGUGAUCCCGCAUGUUACCAAGGAGAGGCGACUUUCGAAAAUUGAGACAUUAACAUUGGCUAAAAAUUAUAUAGUGGCACUUACGGAUGUAAUAUGUGCCAUGAGAAGUGAGGAGCGAUCGGAGGAUCAGCAGAGUGGCUCUGAAAGUCGCCAAGAUUCGUCAAACAGUGAGCAGCGAUUGGAAUCCACUACCGUUCGCAUGAAUAUUCCUAUCGCCACUAGAUCCUGUAGUUCGGGAACUCAAAAUUUUUAUCAAAAUAAUCAUUCGCGGUGGGAAAAUGACCAAGGCAACAUUACAGGUCUUUGAAAAGUUAUGAUGCUAAAUGAUACAAAGAUAAUGCGCGAAUUGAGAUCUUAAACGGCAUUUUGACUAGUCUUCCCUUCCUUAAUCGUGCAUGCGUUUACAUCUUAAAAAGUUCCAAUAUCUAAUGCGUCUCUGGCAAAUCUUAUCAAAAUUAAUGAUAUAUAUCUUACGACUGAUAUAAUAAUCUAAGAAAAUACUACGUGUGUGCCAAAGAAAGAUAGUAUUUAUUUUACAGAAACGAAUAAAAGUAUUAUGUAGAUAUUAAUGUAUAGUAAUGUUACAAUAUUUUAUUUUGAAUGUGACAAGACAUUAUUUUUUGGUAAUAAACGAUAGAAAGAGAAAAAUUCUUCAGAAAAAAUUUUAUAUUAAUAUAUAAAUGUUA
Pogonomyrmex barbatus (red harvester ant) is the source of this 922-nucleotide messenger RNA. RefSeq lists its product as uncharacterized. The record is from RefSeq and is a predicted model, not a curated record. NCBI's taxonomy places the organism in Eukaryota, Metazoa, Arthropoda, Insecta, Hymenoptera, Formicidae. Gene Ontology annotation, molecular function: E-box binding; protein dimerization activity; DNA-binding transcription factor activity, RNA polymerase II-specific. Gene Ontology annotation, biological process: positive regulation of transcription by RNA polymerase II; axon development; sensory organ development. Gene Ontology annotation, cellular component: nucleus.